Messenger RNA from Drechmeria coniospora, 1965 nucleotides. RefSeq lists its product as uncharacterized. NCBI's taxonomy places the organism in Eukaryota, Fungi, Ascomycota, Sordariomycetes, Hypocreales, Ophiocordycipitaceae. Gene Ontology annotation, biological process: lipid metabolic process. The record is from RefSeq and is a predicted model, not a curated record. The transcript is spliced from 4 exons. The coding region runs from base 1 to 1965 and encodes 654 amino acids.
AUGCUCACCUUUCAGCGCACGGCAUGUGCCUUUCUUGCGGCGAGUAGCCUUACUCUCGCCGUACCGAAGAAGCCGGGAUGGAUCGACGGAAGUCGACACGGUUCCCCUCAACCGACCCCCCCCCGAAAUCCGAUCACCAUCAGGCCAGGCACGAGCCAGGAAUUCAUGUACGAACUCUUGGGCCUUCUCUCUGCCUUUUCGAAGGAUGCCGCUACCGGUCACACGCUCGCCAAAUUUGUCGACAAUGUGGGCAACGACUUGCAAUGGACCGUCGACAUUGAUUGUUGGCAAGGGUUCAAGGAGGAAAAAUGGUGGCACCAAGGGCCUGAUUACCCCCCGGUCGACAGCGAUCGACCCCUUCCCACCAAGCCCUGCAAACUGGCCCAGGCCUGCCCUAACAAGGCAAUACCGGAUCUUGCCAGCAUUACCCGGAGCUUCAGAAGGACGGGCGAGGCCGGGAGACACGGCGGCCUUCAUUACACCUACGGCCCUCUGUGCGAGACCGAUGAGACGAUCGAUGAGCUUCAGGGUCGACUCGCCGGCGCCUCCUUGAUCCCCAUCCCGUUCAGAGGGAAGACGGUGCCUGGCCCUCACGAAAAUGCACUGGCAGCCCCGGAAUCAUCGUCCAGCAAGGAAAGCACCAACUUGGAAAUAAUGAAUCAAGUGAGGCGCAUCGUCUCCACCCACGUUCAUGGCAAAAUCUAUACCGGUCACCGCCUUGCUGCGCUGGUCGAUAGCCAAGGCAAUGACCUGCAAUGGACACUUGACGUUGAGUGUGCAAACUUCGACGAUCCGAACAUGGAAGGCCCCGGUGCGCUGAUGUUCUACGAUCCGAACAUCCCUACCAUCAACGCCUGCAAGCUAUUCCAGAUUUGUCCCAACGAUGCGAUGCCGGAUCUUGCGAGCACGACCCGGAUAUGCCGUCAAGUAAAAACCAUGAAGGGAUACUGCGAUCUGCAAUGCAACCACGAAUACUUGUGCGAGCGCGGCAUCUCGCUCAAACAGCUGAGCGGCCGGCUGCAAGGCGCGUCCAUGAUGCCUCUCGCAUUCGAAGGGAAUUCUACCAUUUCGGACCAGACGAAGCUGUGUUCCAAACCUGAACACACGGAGCGGGGAGUGGUCGUGACUCCAAGCCAGUUGGCGGACUUUAAGUUCUAUUCUCAGGGCGGCGACCAUGAUAUCAACGGAUAUGUUGCCAUUGACCGUUCUAAGAAAGAAAUUGUCCUCUCUGUUCGCGGUUCUUGGAGCGCUUCGAAUUGGUGGGGGGACCUGAAGAUCGGUUGGGAAAUCUGCCCUUAUGCCAAAUUCUGCACAUUGCACGAAGGCUUCUGGGAAUCCUGGACCGAGAUUCGGUUCGGCGUUACCGAAGUCAUCGUCAACCUUCUUUAUCUUCCCGAGUACACCGGUUAUAGAGUCGUCGGUUCUGGCCACUCCCUCGGCGCUGCCGUCGUGACGAUUGCCAGCGUCGAGUUCCAAUUCCGGGAAAACAUAACGAUGGACGUAUACAGCUACGGCUCGCCACGUAUUGGCAACGAAGUCUUCGCGAACUUUGCCUCGUCGCUACCCGGGAAAAUAUAUCGCAUCACCCAAGGCGCAGAUAUGGUUCCGCGCAUACCGAAACGCAAAAUUGGCUACAUGCACACGUCCCCCGAGUACUGGAUCAAGAACGGAACUAAGGUCGAUCCCGGUUUGGAGGAUUUUUACAAGUGCACGGGUAUCGCAAACGACGACUGCAACGGUCACACCUCGGGCGUCAACAUUGGCAUGCAUCAAACGUAUUUUGGCAACAUCGACGGCUGCAAGUCUAUCCUUCCUCUGAAGCGAGAAGAAGGAGGAUCGGAGAUUGAGGCGGAGCUGAUGUCCUUGAUCGGGCAAGACCAUCAAGAGGCGUUGGAGGCGCCCAAAAACCAGCAGGUGGUUGAGACCAAAAUGGAACCGGAGUCGGGCGUGGGACGGCAAGGAUGA